AUGUCCUCCCACGAAGACGACGGCCCUUCCCCCCUUACGAGAAUCGCUCAAUUGGAGUCUCUCGUAGAGCAAUUACGAAUGGCCCCUCGCCAGCGCAAAUGCGUCCUUCCGGAUCCCGAUAAGUUCAACGGUACGGUUCAGCGGUGGGAUACUUGGCUCCCCUUAAUCAAGGCCAAGCUUCUCGUCGACGGUGAGGCUCUUAGCGGACCCACUGCGCAGUUCUACUACGUUUACUUCAAUAUGGAACCCGCUCAAGACUCCGGCAAUUGGGAUUACAAUACUCUUCUGGAUCAGCUCGCUCUCGCUUACGACAAUCCAAACAAAAUUCAAAAAGCUGAGGAUAAGCUGCUUGCUUGCAAGCAAGGUACGGACGCUCUCCAUAUCUACGUCUCACGCUUCGAACGACUUUUGCACGCUGCUCGCUGUCAGACUUGGCCCGACGCUAAUAAGAUUAUUGCGUUCCGCAAUGGUCUGAACUCAACUAUUCGGACCCGUUUGAAUGGCCAAUUGACUCUCCCAACUACGUAUACCGAAUACGUACACGUCACCCAGCAGCUCGGACGCUCUUUCGGCCCUUCCGGCCCGUCCCACGGAUUUUCUCGUUCUUCGGCUCCUUCGGCCCCUCUUCAAAACCGCCCUCGCACGUCAACGGGCCCUCCUCCCGGCGACCCAAUAGACCUUUCAGCAGUCGACCGCGCUCAACAACUCGAGCAAUUGCAGCACGCCAACGAGCUCGGCGCUAUAGAGCUUAUCGACGCUCACGAGGCUGACCAAACUCAGCUGUUGGAAGACCGAUACCCCACUCUCCAGCAUGCUCCUCACAGCACUCUUGAUCAGCGCGAAGCUUGGCGCAAAUCAAAUCGCUGUACCCGUUGCGGUGCAAUCGACCACUGGAUAGCUGGCUGUACCUUUCUUCCAGCUAAGCCCUUGACAAAAAAGCGAGUUCUUUGGGACCCUUUUUCGGACCGACCUGUCAGGGAAAAUGAGGGUUUAAGCGAGUUUGACUCGGACGAAAGGGAGGAAAUUUUGGCGGAAUGGAACGCUUCUGGAGGCUACGACGCUGACCCUGACGAUUAUCGCGAUCUGUAG
Messenger RNA from Drepanopeziza brunnea f. sp. 'multigermtubi' MB_m1, 1089 nucleotides. The record is from RefSeq and is a predicted model, not a curated record. Lineage: Eukaryota; Fungi; Ascomycota; Leotiomycetes; Helotiales; Drepanopezizaceae.